This is a messenger RNA of Habropoda laboriosa, 2479 nucleotides long. RefSeq names its product protein tweety (gene tty). Gene Ontology annotation, molecular function: volume-sensitive chloride channel activity; intracellularly calcium-gated chloride channel activity. The record is from RefSeq and is a predicted model, not a curated record. Gene Ontology annotation, cellular component: plasma membrane. Bases 156 to 2333 code for a protein of 725 amino acids. Lineage: Eukaryota; Metazoa; Arthropoda; Insecta; Hymenoptera; Apidae. The transcript is spliced from 9 exons.
CAGUCGAGCUCGGACCUUCGUCGGGUGCGGAGUGUGUGUUGUAUCGUCGUGUGUCAGUGUUCAGAUUAUUCACUGAAAAUUAAGGGCUUGUAGCAUGUCUUGACGAGUAGGAGGGGCUCUUCAACGGGGUUUUCGGCAGACAAGGGUUCUCCAAAAUGGCGGGCGGUCAGCAGCUUCCCGAACAGUACACGGUACCGCAGCUCGCUAGGGUCUUCCACAGCCUGCCGCACCUCAACGUCUCUCUUCACUCGGUCAACAACACCUUCAAUCCACAUUCCGAAAUUUAUCUCGAGAGCCUUGGGAUACUUGGCAGUAUACCUGCAGCCUGGUUAAUCCUAACGUUGCUGGUGCUCCUGGUUUACCUGGUAACGAGAUGCUGCGACCGGAAGCCGCGCCCCAGGAGGUCGAUAACCCUGCUGAAGUGUUCGCUGGCCAUCCUCGCGCUGCUCUGCAGCGGAGCUGUUGCCGUCGGCCUCUACGGUAACGACGACGUGCACAACGGUCUGGUGCAAUUGGUGGCCGCCGCGAAGAACGUCGAUGGUAUUCUCAUGGGUAUAAGGAAUCAGACUGACACCAUCGAGGCGACACUGAAGGGUAAGGUGCAACCACAAUUGACCGCUUUGAGGGACGAAUUCGACGAUCCGGUCAGCAAUAAAACCAUGCUCGAUCAGUUGUUGAUCGCGAUGCAGAACAUGAAGCAGAACACGAGCACAGCCGUGAACCAGAGUUUCGAAAUUCGAAAACCACUGAGCGGUAUCAGCCUUGCUGGCGCGAUUGGCAUGGGAGAGAAGAUAGAGCAAUUAAGGUGGCCGGUCACCAUGGCCGUUCUCAGCGCCCUCCUUGUUCUCUGUGUGGUGCUGGUCGUCGGUGUGGCGCGACAUUCCAGAUGCGUUCUCAUAACAUUCUCUGUGUUCGGUUUGUUCGCUGUGAUUGUCUCCUGGCUGAUGGCCUCGCUGUAUCUCGCUACUUCAGUGGCUUUAGGUGAUCUCUGCGUGUCUCCUGAUGGCUACCUGACCAGAGCAGUACCAUCCACGCUAACCUCUGAAGUUCUUUCGUACUACACGCAUUGCGAGAACACACGUAUAAACUCGUUCACUCAGCGAUUGCGCGAUGGUCAGACUGCAGUUAGCGAUAUGAGAGAGAAUCUAAACACUGUGACGAGGUUGGCGCUCGAAUUGUUCCAAAAGCAACAGCUACAGCCGAAGCUGAACAGUCUCUCGAUGGACGUGAACACUGUGAACAAAUUGAUGUCGGGAUUGGCCACGUUGCUUGAUUGUAAACCGCUUCAUAAACAAUACGUUCAUGCUGCGAAGAGUUUGUGCCAUUUAGGACUGUACGGAUUAACCUUCAUGCUGUUGGCGAGCCUAGCCGCGGGUCUGUUCUUCACCGUGUUAGUCUGGGUGGACUCUCACACUUGGAUCUAUAUUCGAAAGCGAAGAGAUUACCAUCAAGUCGACGAGCAGGACCCGUACCUACCGCCAUCGGCAGCUUCACAGGCGAUAGCAGCGCGGACCCUUCGAGGCCAAGGGUCGUACCCGCCUACAGCCCCUUCUGUAUUUUAUCCGAAUGCUCAUGGCACUCAAAAUACCAUUAAGCAGCCUCUCUUGCUAACGCCGCCCCCGCCGUCCUACGCUACUGCGACUGCUCGAGCACGUCAGCUGCACGAGAGCAUGCUAAAAGGUGGGGGUAUUAACGGGAGCGGAGGAGGCGGGGAUCACAAAUCGUCUCAGCAUAAUCAGCAGUCGACAGGUGGACGAGCUGAACACCGUUCUGGGCUCGGAGAUCAACCUGGCCAGUACGCGACUCUGAGCAAACAAUGCAAGACCCUUGAGUCCAGUAGAGAACCACCUUGGACACCAAGCGUGGCAUCCUUCACCGGUACCCUGUCUCACAAUUCUCAUGGACCUGCUCAUCUGGCCACUUUCCAGGAUUCCCGCAAGACACAGACUCUAGACCCGAAAAAUCUAGCGAAUCUGAAGAGAGGACCGACUCCGGCUUGGAAUCAAAGUCGUCCGUUGCCACCGAAUCCCAGCAGUCAACCCACUUGGGAAUUCGAAUCACGCUCGCAAACAAACAUGAAUCAUUUUCGGUCCCUGGUACGAAACAAGGCGCCGAACAUUCGUAUUCAGGACCAGAUGCAAGAUCAGGUGCGUACGUUAGACCGAAAUUUCACCAGGAAUCAGUUUAACGGCACCACACAGAACAACGCCGUACCAAACAUGUACGGGACGUAUAAUCGAGCACAAUCGAGGCAAGAAAAUAAGACAACGGUGGCAACGUUGAGUCAAGUACAGGGUAGCGAUCCCAAUUUGUACGCCGUGACGGAGCUGUAAGAUCGAACAAUACACCACCGAACCCAUGCAAAACUGCCAUCUAUCGAAGAAUCUUUGAAACACCUCCGAAGAAAGAACAUUCGCUGUAAUACUUUCUACCGAGGAAUCAUGAAGAAAAAAAACACAAUAUACAAUAUAUCAUUGUU